AUGACGACUCGGUUCCGUGUUGAAUAUGCGCUCAAGACGCACAGGCGAGACCAGUUCAUCGAAUGGGUCAAAGCCUUGUUGGCCGUGCCCUUUGUGCUCUACUCGCAGCCGACGGGCGUGCUGGGCGACGACACCAACGUUACCAAGAUGGCCGAGGAGGCACACCGCCGCUACGCCGAAAUCAUGCGCGACGUCGAGAUGAUGAUAGACGACCACAUAUCGCGUCAAAAGCACAGCCAUGCCCGGGGCCAGAGCCAGGACGGCGUCGGCACCAGGCCUCUGCCGCCGCCGCAGCACCAUCUCCCCUCCAAGCUGGGCAUGCUGGUGCCGACGGCGGGCCCCUUCUUCACCCGCCUGCCGCUCGAGGCCGCCUUUAAGUACCAGGACCGCAAGCGGUACAUCUCGUCGCGGCGCUACGUGGCGCCGUCCUUCAACGACGUGCGCCUCAUCCUCAACUCGGCCCAGAUCAUGGCCGUCACGGGCGGCGCGCUGCGGCUGGCCACGUUUGACGGUGACGUGACGCUGUACGACGACGGGGAGAGCCUGAAGCCGUCGAGCCCGCUCAUCCCUCGCCUUCUGGAUCUUUUGCGCAAAAACAUCAAGGUCGGCAUCGUGACGGCGGCCGGGUACACGACGGCAGACCGCUACUAUGCCCGGCUGCACGGGCUCCUCGACGCCAUCGCGGCGGCGACGGACCUCGACGACGCGCAGAAGCAGAGCCUCGUCAUCAUGGGCGGCGAGGCAAACUACCUGUUCGCCAUGGACCUGUCGUCCGAGUACCGGCUGGCGCCGGUGGCGCGGAGCGAGUGGCUGACGCCCGAGAUGGCGGCGUGGUCGGCGGCGGACAUUGCGGCGCUGCUCGACGUGGCCGAGUCGGCGCUGCGCGACUGCGUGCGGACGAUGCGGCUGCCGGCCGAGGUGGUGCGCAAGGAGCGGGCGGUGGGCAUCGUGCCGUCGCCGGCGUCGGUGCGCAUCGCGCGCGAGUCGCUCGAGGAGACGGUGCUGGUGGUGCAGCGGAUCCUGGAGCUGUCGAGCCUGGGCACGCCGGCCGGGUCCGGGCGCAAGGGCGGGGUGCCCUUCUGCGCCUUCAACGGCGGGCGCGACGUCUUUGUCGACAUCGGCGACAAGAGCUGGGGCGUGACGGUGUGCCAGCAGUGGUUCGGGCGCGGCGGCGGCGCCAUCCGCGGCGAGAACACGCUGCACGUCGGCGACCAGUUCCUCAGCGCCGGGUCCAACGACUUCAAGGCCCGCAGCGUCGGCACCACGGCGUGGAUUGCCAGCCCGGCCGAGACGGUCGAGCUGCUGGACGAGCUGGCCGACUUGAUGCAGAAGAAGCUGUCGUGA
Hirsutella rhossiliensis is the source of this 1344-nucleotide messenger RNA. Its product is annotated as IMP-specific 5'-nucleotidase domain-containing protein. Bases 1 to 1344 code for a protein of 447 amino acids. Gene Ontology annotation, molecular function: magnesium ion binding. The transcript has 5 exons. Gene Ontology annotation, biological process: inosine salvage; nicotinamide riboside biosynthetic process; nucleotide metabolic process. Lineage: Eukaryota; Fungi; Ascomycota; Sordariomycetes; Hypocreales; Ophiocordycipitaceae. The record is from RefSeq and is a predicted model, not a curated record.